Molecule: messenger RNA, 3380 nt
Organism: Procambarus clarkii (red swamp crayfish)
Lineage: Eukaryota; Metazoa; Arthropoda; Malacostraca; Decapoda; Cambaridae
Source: RefSeq, a predicted model, not a curated record
GUCCGUGGGAGCGGGAAGUGUCAAUGAGGCUGGACCGAUGUCGGGCGGGCAUCGUCACAGUACCCUCACGUCUCCUGUGAUCCUCACGCGUCUGGUCACGUCGCCUCAUAUCCCACACGUCUGGUCAUGAGCUACAGACGUGCGUGGCGACGCACUGCUGAGAGACUUCGUGCUGUGCGUCCAUGCUGAUCCUCGACGCUUGAGGAAUGGAACAAGAAGACGGACUGUGUCUGGUCGCUCACCGGUGUUACUCCACGACUGCUGUUUUACACACAUGGAUAUUUUUAUACCUGAAGGUGUUACGACGUGCCAGACGAGCACCUCUGCUGCCCCGUGACGUCGUCGCCUCCACCGUGAUAACUUAGCAUAAGUUAACACUCACUGUCUUAAACACAAGUCAGGUGCUAUAACAUAGUACAUAUUUUUUUACAAACCAAUUUAGUAUUGAUAUUCGUGGCUAUAAUAUUUGUGUGAUCGAGGCGAGGAGGCGCGAGUGGUGUGACCGCGAGCGGGUACCGUGACACGCGAGGUGUGAGCAGCGCGGGAAGCCUAAUGAGCAUGGAGAAGGUUGCCAGUAGCCCCGCCGUCUCCAACACGGACGGAUGGUCGGACGAGGACGUGGCUCUCAGCGAGAACGAGGUGGCGGCGCUCAACGUGGCCCUGGGAGUAGGUAUGAGUGUCAGUGCUAACUCUGAGGACGUCGCUGAGAGGCACACGGUGGCCGACCUCAGCUCCAUAGUCCCCUCCAACGACCGCCUCAUGUCCGUCGUGCGUCUACAGCCGGUUUUGGAGGCGCCGGAAGCCGGCGAAACCGGUUCCAUCGGCUCCGGCGUCUCCGACGAACCCGGACAAUCCUUCACGGAUAAAGUCGCGUCCUUCUACAUCGGCGGCGACGACAACUUCUCGCCCCGCGACGACAAGACGACAAGCCCCCGCCAGUCGGUGGUGGGCCCCCGCCUGGUGCCUGUCGGGGACGAGAAGAAGGGGGGGUUGACCGCCAUGGAGUUCACCCCCCCUGACGGAGGGUACGGCUGGGUAGUGGCCUUCUCCGCUUGUUUCAUCAACCUGUGGAUCGUCGGAGUCACCAAGAGCUACGGCGUCCUCUACAUCGAGAUCCGCAACUCCUUCCCCGAAGCCUCCGCCUACCACACCUCAUGGCUCCCCUCACUCCUCUCCACCGUCGGCCUCCUCAUUGCGCCGAUCACUGGGACAUUGUGCCGACGCUUCACCUCAAGGAAAGUGUCUUUCGUGGGCGGGAUUCUGUGCUUCCUUGGCCUGGUGCUGGGCUCCCUCGCCCACAACAUGAACCAACUCAUCUUCUCCAUGGGGCUUCUCACCGGUCUGGGCGCCGGACUGACCACCACGCCAGGGAUCCUUAUUGUCUCUCUCUACUUCGAGAAGCGUCGCACAUUUGCCUCAGCCAUCUGCGUCUCCGGCAACGCUCUGGGCGGCUUCUUCCUUCCACCACUCGUCGACUACCUGUUGGUCACCUACGGGUUUAGGGGCACCUUGAUGCUACUAGGGGCCAUGCAGCUACACAUCUGCGUUGCGUCUAUGCUCUAUCGUCCAAUCACUCAUCACGCCAUAGUGCAGGCCAUAGACCAGCAGAACCAGGAGGAGGAGGAGAACAAUGGAACAGUCCCAAAAGACAAGUUAGUGCCGCAAAUUCCAGCCUCUCCUUUGCCGAAACCUGCCCAGCGGCCCUUAGAUUCUUCUCCCAAAACUCCCGUCACUCGCUCCAGAGCACUCUGGCAGAAGAUGAUGCGUAGACGCCGCCUCUCUUCUACGACAUCAGCAGAAGCUGCGGAACUGCAGCGCCAAGUGUCCUUCCUGCGCAGUGCAUCAAUGAUGAACAGUAUUCCGGAUCUGACUCAGUACGCUCGCUCUUGGGCAGUCAACCCUGAUGCCAACUCAAUGGGCAGUCGAUCCUCUAUGCGAACAGGUUUUGCCAUGGGUAGUAAAUCUUCUCUAUUUAAUACGACGAAUAGCAAAUUAUCCCUAUCCAGAUUACCAAUUUUUGCAGAACAUCCAAGCGUUCUGCGACUGUCUGACGAGGAUGGGAGAGUGACAUCUGCCCGCUUCCUGCGCGGGAGUGCGCGCCGCCUAUCCUCACAGUCUCGGGUAGCACCAGUAGUUCUGCCAGAGGUCAGGACCCAGCUCAAUAGACAAACAUCGAUCCGUACCGUACAGAGUAGAAUAAUGACGUCUGUCUUGGAAAGCGAAACAGAGGACAAAGAAAACCUCGUACGUCCAUUUACAGAAGAUAAAAAUGACUUCACGGAAAAUGGAAUGGCAACAGCUGACAAUCUGGGCCUAAAGCAAGAGGAACAAGAAGUGGAAGUAAAACGUCCCAACUGUUGCGUCAUCUGCUGUGCUAACUUUUGUGAUUGUUCUCUUUUUAAAGAUGCCUUGUUUCUCACAAUGGCGUUCUCUGUGUUCUUCAUGUCAUGUGGAGCGCCGUUCUCCACGUUCUUCCUCCCUGCCUACGCCGUCUCCGUGGAAAUACCCUCCUCAUUGGUUCCUAAGAUGCUCUCCAUUUCUGCUAUCUUCGAUCUCAUCGGCCGCCUUGGAAUGGGCUUUGUGUCGGACCUGGGAUUCAUCAAAACGCAUCACAUCUAUUUUGUUAGCGGGAUGAUGGCGGCGAUUGCAGUGUUGUUGAUGCCUCACAUGACCACCUUCGGGAGCCUGACGGCGGUCUUGUCCGUCUACGGGUUCGGUGUUGGGUCGUGGUUUGUGAUGAUCCCGCCCAUGUUGGCCCAGCACCACGGCGCCGCCCAGCUCGCCUCCUCCUACGGCCUCGUCAGACUCUUCAACGGUAUCAUGAACUUCAUAUCCCCGCAGUUUAAUGGUCUGCUGUUUGAUCUGACGAAGGACUACGUGGUGCUGUACGUGUUCAUGGGGACGUGUAUGGUGGUGGCGGCGGUGAUGGUGCUCGUCCUCGUCCCCCUCGUCCAACACUGCAGGGACAUUCUUGCCCGCCGCCAGGAGGACGACUAUGUUAUCAAAAACCCCGCAUGACAAAUAGAAAAACAUUAACACACACACACACUAACACACACACAAUUCGUGAGGAAUUAAACCUCACGUCGCUGGAAGACAGAAGUGUUAGGGGGGACAUGAUCACCACAUUCAAGAUUCUCAAGGGAAUUGACAGGGUAGACAAAGACAGGCUAUUUAACACAAAGGGCACACGCACUAGGGGACACAGCUGGAAACUGAGUGCCCAAAUGAGCUACAAAGAUAUUAGAAGAAACUUUUUUUACUAUCAGAGUGGUUGACAAAUGGAAUGCAUUAGGCAGUGAUGUGGUGGAGGCUGACUCCACACACAGUUUCAAGUAUAGAUAUGAUAAGAGCCCAAUAGGCUCAGGAACCUGUACACC